CCUUGGUUCUACUCGGUCACCGCGUUGGAAAUAUUCGACGCUUCUCUUCUCGCUCUUCAUCCUAUUCUCUCUCUUCCCUCCUCAUCAUCCUUCCCCCUGCAGCCAGGGGACGAGCAAGCCCUGCUGGCCCCUCACAGAUCACGAGGUCACCUCCCCCCGUCCCCUGUUUCCCCCCCUGUCCGGUCAGCGAAUUGUUCGUUGUUCGACGGGCGCCCCCAGAUGCAAGCCACAGCCACCAGAGCGUGGAUCAGCAGCCACCAGAUCCAGCAUGCCGCCCCUGGCAGCAGUAGCAGUCGGUCUCGACCCCUCGACGAGCCGAGCGGACGAUGAAGCCAUUCGUGUCAUUGGCGGUGCGGCUCCCGCGACAGACGAGGAGGCGACUGGGUGGGCGCACGGGUGUGGCGGCGGCGACGGCGUCGACGAGGUGCCGCCUCAUCUCACCAUGCAGGCACCGCCGCCGUCGACGCCGCCCCCCGUCGUGCUGGACCAGGCGCGCAACUUUGACGACGAGCGGGUCGAUGGCGGUCUCAAGGCCUGGCUGCAGGUCGCAGCCUCGUUUGCCCUGUACUUUAACCAUCUCGGCCUCGUCAACUCGUUUGGCGUCUUCCAGUCGUACUACACCGCCCACCUCCGAUCAGGCAGCUCCCCCUCGGCCGUCUCGUGGAUCGGCUCCGUGCAGACCUUUUGCCUCAUGGCGCUCAGCGCCGUCAUCGGCCCGCUCUACGACCGCGGGCACGCGCGCGCCCUCGUCGCCGCCGGCACGGCUCUCCUCGCCGCCGGCUUCGUCGCCACCUCCUUCUCAACGCGGUACUGGCAGGUGCUCCUCGCGCAGGGGCUCUGCAUGGGACUGGGCGCGUGCUGCAUCAGCGUCCCGUCCAUCGCCCUCGUGCCGCUCUACUUUCGCCGGCGGAGGGCGCGUGCCAUGGCAGCCGCCACCGUGGGAAGCGGGCUCGGCGCAACCACGUACCCGUUGCUCUUUGAGAGUCUUCAGCGGUCGGUUGGGUUUGGUUGGGCGGUCCGCGCCAUGGGGCUCGUCGCCGUCGUGCUGUGCCUGUUUGCCCUCGCUGUGAUGCGCCCUCGUACCUUGAGGGAGCGUCCGGCCUGGAUGACGAUGCGGCAGGGACGGGGCGUCGGGGUCGGCGGCCUCUCGCUUGCGUGGUUCGUCGACACAGCUGCCUUCAAGGAGCGGCCAUUUCAGCUGUACUGCGCGGCCAUCUUCUUCAACAACCUCGUCUUCUUCAACGCGCCCUACUACCUCCAGUCGUACGCCCUCGCGCACGGCAUGACCGCCUCCGGGUUGGCGCACUACCUCGUCGCCAUCGCCAACGCGUGCACCAUCCCCGGCCGCAUCGUCCCGUCCUUUAUCGCUGACCGCGUCGGCGCUCUCGACACGUACAUUGCCGUCCUGGGGUGCACCUUCCUCAGCCUCCUGUACUGGGUCAGCGUCGCCACACCCGCCGGCAACGUCGCCUUUGCCGUCUUGUACGGCUUCUUCUCCGGCGGCGUCGUCUCGCUCGCGACCGUCGUCGUGACAAACAUCACGCCCGACCUGAGCCGCCUUGGCACCAGGCUCGGCAUGGUGAGUGUCCUCAAGGGCGUGGGCUCCCUCCUCGGCCCGCCCUUGUCAGGGGCUAUGCUAGAUGCCACCGGUGGGUACCUUGGCGUGCAGUUGUUUGCUGCCAUGGGGUUCCUGCUGACGACCGUCUUCAUGGUCGUGCUGCGCCUUGUGGUGGCGAGGAGGGAUGCACGGGUGCUCAGGGGCGAGGGCGGCACGGUGAAGGAUGGAGACAAGAGGGAAGAGGGCUAUCACCAGAUCCGCGGCUCAAGACGUCUGUUGAGACUCAUGAGGAUACGAGGGCCUCCUCCACGCUGAUCUUCGAUCAGUUCUUUAUGCCGUGUUAGCCUCGUCUAGCACUGCUCGAUACUUGUGUGCCCGAUGCCGACCCUCUCCUCGCCCGGUCAGGCUCGUUGCCUCGUGUCAUGUCGAGUCCUGUAUUUCAUAGCAAGGAUACACACUGCGGGCACUGUUCGCCACGUCAUGCUACCAUUCCUCCAGUCGAAGCCGCUCGAAGCGGUAGGGCUCUAACCUGAGGCGCCCCGAUGUAAAUGCAGCCAUACCCAACCCGCUUCAUGCAAAUUAUAC
Purpureocillium takamizusanense is the source of this 2143-nucleotide messenger RNA. RefSeq lists its product as uncharacterized. Gene Ontology annotation, cellular component: fungal-type vacuole membrane. NCBI's taxonomy places the organism in Eukaryota, Fungi, Ascomycota, Sordariomycetes, Hypocreales, Ophiocordycipitaceae. Gene Ontology annotation, biological process: transmembrane transport. Bases 269 to 1873 code for a protein of 534 amino acids. Gene Ontology annotation, molecular function: transmembrane transporter activity. The transcript is spliced from 2 exons. The record is from RefSeq and is a predicted model, not a curated record.